CUGCAUCACCAUUAAUUCGGAAGGAUUCAGCGUAUAAGUACCCCUAGUGUUCACCUCUCUUCUGCUUCAUCUCCUCGAUCCAUUUCGAUCUCCCCAUACUCAUCUUCCGUUUCAGCAUUCAAAUAAUUAAGAUGGGGGCUUCUAUACUGGUCAUCACGGUAGACCUGAAAUGCUGCCGCUGCAGGGCGAAAAUCACCAAGGUCCUGGACUGCCUCAAAGAGGAGUACUGCAUCGAGAAGACGGAGUUCGAGGAGAAGGACGACAAGGUGAUCGUGCGCGGCAAGUUCGACGCCGGCAGCCUCCGCAACAAGAUCUGCUGCAAGGCCGGCGGCAAGGUCGUCAAGGACAUCAAGACCGUCGACGCUUGGCCGCCGCCCAAGGAGCCGGAGAAGAAGAAGAAGGACGAGAAACCGGUGUGCAAGCUGGUGCCGUUCCCGGUGCCGUACCCAGCGCCGCCGCCGCCGCCGGCGUGCUGCCCGCCCAGUACCCAUCAGUGCUACCACUGCUGCCCCGCGCCGCCGAAGCCGAAGCCGAAGCCGUGCGAGUGCACCCACCACUGCGGCGGCCAUGGCGGCGGCUGCAAUAAACCUGCAGUCUCGCCGUGCGGCGGCGGGUGUUCGAUCAGCGACGGCGGCGCCUGUGGCGCCAGCUGCAAGCCGCCGCCGCCGCCGGCGGCGAUCUGGCCGCCGCAGCCUAGCUUCUACUACUACCCGCCGCCGCCGUGUGGGGGCUACAAGUUCGCCUGCGAGGAGAACUCCGACGUGUGCGUCAUCAUGUGACCAAAUUAAUUAAGCUGUUGCUUAAUUUGACGUCGACGGUGCUUCGUUCUUUGCCUCGGAAGUCGGGAUAAUGACGUCAUCUGUGUAUAUACGUAGUACGUACGUAUUGCUGUACCUGUAAUUGUUGUUAUGUAUGUAAAAUUCAGUACUAGUCCCUGCUAUAUACAGUUCUAAAAAAAAGUCCCUACUAUACAUAUAUAUAUACACUAUAUAUAGUACAAAACAAGAACGAUUUCCAAUAUGGUCAUGUCUAUAAGUGACCGUGUUAUUUCGAAUAUAUGGUUAUUAGUUUGUGUAUAUAUGUAAUUUUUCCUUUUGCUUUGAACCAAUAAAUAAUGCACCUAUUGCUUA
This is a messenger RNA of Oryza sativa Japonica Group (Japanese rice), 1130 nucleotides long. RefSeq names its product protein PYRICULARIA ORYZAE RESISTANCE 21. NCBI's taxonomy places the organism in Eukaryota, Viridiplantae, Streptophyta, Magnoliopsida, Poales, Poaceae. The record is from RefSeq and is a predicted model, not a curated record.